Messenger RNA from Oncorhynchus gorbuscha (pink salmon), 2061 nucleotides. RefSeq names its product short transient receptor potential channel 7-like. NCBI's taxonomy places the organism in Eukaryota, Metazoa, Chordata, Actinopteri, Salmoniformes, Salmonidae. Gene Ontology annotation, molecular function: inositol 1,4,5 trisphosphate binding; store-operated calcium channel activity; protein binding. Bases 1 to 2061 code for a protein of 686 amino acids. The record is from RefSeq and is a predicted model, not a curated record. The transcript has 9 exons. Gene Ontology annotation, biological process: manganese ion transport; regulation of cytosolic calcium ion concentration; calcium ion transmembrane transport. Gene Ontology annotation, cellular component: cation channel complex; membrane.
AUGCAUCGGAGACACACCACAGUGCGGGAGAAGGGGCGUCGCCAAGCCGUGCGAGGACCCGCCUACAUGUUUAACGAGCGUGGCUCGGCCCUGACACCCGAGGAAGAGGGUUUCCUUGAUGCCGCCGAGUACGGCAACAUCCCAGUGGUCCGCAAGAUGCUGGAGGAGUCCAAGACCCUUAACUUCAACUGUGUGGACUACAUGGGCCAGAAUGCAUUGCAGCUGGCGGUGGGAAACGAACACUUGGAAGUGACUGAGCUGUUGUUAAAGAAGGAGGGGCAAGCCAGAGUGGGUGACGGGCUCCUAUUGGCUAUAUCUAAAGGCUAUGUGCGUAUUGUGGAAGCCAUAUUAGGGAACCCGGCAUUUAGCCAGGGGCUGCGGCUCACUCUGAGUCCCCUUGAACAGGAGCUACGGGAUGACGAUUUUUACGCUUACGACGAAGAUGGGACUCGGUUUUCUCACGACGUCACCCCUAUCAUCCUAGCAGCACACUGUCAGGAAUAUGAGAUUGUACAUAUCCUGCUCACCAAGGGGGCCCGCAUUGAGAGGCCUCAUGACUACUUCUGUAAGUGCAAUGAGUGUGCAGAGAAGCAGAGGAGGGACUCAUUCAGCCACUCCCGCUCCAGGAUGAACGCUUAUAAAGGGCUGGCCAGUGCUGCCUACCUGUCCCUGUCUAGUGAGGAUCCUGUAUUCACCUCGCUGGAGCUCAGCAACGAACUGGCCAGACUGGCUAACAUAGAGACUGAGUUUAAGAAUGACUACAGGAAGUUGUCCAUGCAGUGUAAGGACUUUGUCGUGGGGGUGUUGGACCAGUGCAGAGACACAGAGGAGGUGGAGGCCAUCUUGAACGGUGACGUGGACAAUGCCCCGCCCAGUGAAAACAACCGGCCCUGCCUCGAACGCGUCAAACUGGCCAUUAAAUAUGAGGUCAAAAAGUUUGUGGCCCAUCCUAACUGCCAGCAGCAGCUGCUGACUAUCUGGUAUGAGAACCUGUCAGGUCUGAGGCAGCAGUCCAUCGGAGUCAAGUGUUGGACCGUUCUGGGGGUCAGCUUGGGACUGCCCUUCCUGGCUCUCGCCUACUGGAUCAUGCCCUGCAGCAAGUUGGGUCAGAUCCUGAGAAGUCCUUUCAUGAAGUUUGUGGCCCACGCCGUGUCCUUCACCAUCUUCCUGGGCCUACUGGUCAUCAAUGCCUCAGACCGCUUUGAGGGGGUCAAGAACCUGCCCAACGAGACCAUCACUGACCACCCUCGUCAGGUGUUCCGGGUCAAGACCACUCAGUUCUCCUGGACGGAGAUGCUGAUCAUGAAGUGGGUGCUGGGUGAGGUGGAGGAGAGCUUUAAGACCCUGUUCUGGUCCAUCUUUGGUCUGUCGGAGGUGAUCUCCGUGGUCCUGAAGUAUGACCAUAAGUUUAUAGAGAACAUUGGUUAUGUGCUCUACGGGGUCUAUAACGUCACCAUGGUGGUGGUUCUACUCAACAUGCUCAUCGCUAUGAUCAACAGCUCCUACCAGGAGAUCGAGACAGAUGCAGAUGUAGAGUGGAAGUUUGCCCGUGCCAAGCUGUGGAUGUCCUACUUUGACGAGGGUCGUACUCUGCCCGCUCCCUUCAACAUGGUGCCGUCUCCCAAGUCCUGGUAUUACCUGGUCCUCCGCACCAAGGCCGGCCUUGUUCACCUCUGCAAGGUCAAGGACCUUCGCCACGACAACGAGCUGGAGAUGGGCAUGCUCAACUCACGAUUCAAGGCCAGAGGGGAGAGGACAAAGGGUGAACGCUACAUGGCCCAUGGUCGACUACGAGAGGAGUCCACUCUCAGACAACCUAUCAAACACCCUACCAGAUACCAGAAGAUCAUGAAGCGUCUCAUUAAGCGGUAUGUUCUGAAGGCUCAGGUUGACAGAGAGAAUGAUGACGUCAAUGAAGGUGAGCUGAAGGAGAUCAAGCAGGACAUCUCCAGCCUGCGCUAUGAGCUCCUGGAGGAGAAGUCUCAGGCCACCGGAGAACUAGCUGACCUCAUCACACAACUCAGUGACAAGUUUGUCAAGAACACCACCAAAAGACCCUGA